AUGAAAGAAUCCAUCAUCAAUGUCAGCAAAGCAUUCGACCUACUCUUCCAUGACGAUCUCAACGGGGCCAGGGUGCUACUCCAGCAACAGACUCAGUCCGACCAGCCCUAUCAGCAUGUCGCACUGGCACUGAUCGCCUUCAUCGAGGCCGUCUUGUCCAUGGAGGAACAGAUGAUAUCAAAGGCCAUAGAAUCGCUACUGAAAUCGGAAGAAGCUGUCAAACAGGCUAAAACCGCGCUCGCCUCAUCCAGCUCGACCGAUUCUAAUCAGGCUAUUGCUCAACAUUGGUGGACGCCCGGUUUGGAGUACGAUAUCUUACUGGCCGAUCUCAUGAUCUUCCAAGCAAUCCUCCACUUUUUGGCCGAGACGAUCUCAGAUGGAAUGAAAGGGAUUUACAAGAUUACGAAAGCCUAUAAAAUUUUCUCGAGUGCUCAUCAAGCGGUGUUUUCCGAGCUUCAAGCGACGAAUCCAAUCUCUAGUCUGACGUCACAUGCGGACGAGGAGCCAGGGAUCGAGCCAUUCCGGGCGACGAUCCAAGAGCUAUACCAGAAGCCCAAGCCGCAUCCCUCGACGCUGACGAGCUCGUCAUACUUCAGUGGAUUCAGUCUGAGUCUGUACAAACGGAAGAAGCCGGCCGGCCCUGGUUCCUCGGAAAACGCUGCGGGCGCGGCGCCUAAGUACAAAGCAUGGACGGACGACCCGAUCGCAAGCCUGGUCAUUGGAGGCACCGCGUUCGGCUACGGCCUCUUCGGCCUCAUCCUCAGCUUUCUCCCACCCAAGGUAAAGAAACUCUUGUCCUGGGUCGGCCUCAACGGGCCCAACACCACCGACAGAACCGAGACCAUCCUCGAGCGCAACCGUUGUCUCCGCUGGCUCAACUUUUCUCAUGCCUCUUGUCGCUGGGAGAUGCAUGGGAAAUUAGCCGGCUUGGGUCUGCUCACCUAUCGGUCCGCUAUGCUCAAAGCUGUCGGAUGGCUCGCAGCUCGGGAUCGGUCUCUCCAAGCAUACGAGUCGUUAGUCGACUGUCUGGCUUAUAAAAACCCAACGAUUGACGAAAACGAACAGGGCGCAUUAUGGAUCCUUCAUCGUUCGAAACUGCUAGCCAUGCAAGGACACACCGAAGAGGCGAAGAGACUCAUCUCGACUCGACUACACCCUAAAGCCGAUUCCAAGAAUCCUCUCCCCCCGAAAUUCAAACAUGCUGUCGGCAUGUUGUAUUAUGAAUACGCACUCGUUUGCGUCAGAUUGGCUGAUUGGUCUGGGGCUGGCGAGGCCUUCCUGUCCAUGAAAAAAGAAAACGCUUGGGAGGGUAUCUUCGUGAUGCAAUUAACAGGGGAAAUGCCGCCACAUGAGUUGUUGGUCACACGCAAGCUGGCAGAGUACAAAGCGAAACACGCCGAUCUGGCACUCAAAGGUUCCGUCCGACCCGAUCGGGUGGAAUGUUAUUGGGAUUCGAUUCAGAUCAGUCCGAUUGAAGGCAAGCAUAUUAAUCUACAUCCCGAAUGCUGCUCAGUUUGCUGUUCACUGAUGGGCACGAAACUUGGAUUGUUGAUGGCCAUUUAUGAUGAUUCUCCCAAGACGAGUCUGGUUUCUGGGAUCCGACGGUUGUGCGGCCUAAGUCCGCGGGUCGAAGUAGAUUUCGAGACUCUUCCGGCUCUUACGAACGCCGAACAGAUUGGGGAAGAGCCUGCACUGUCGGAAGAGAAAAAGAGCCCUUCAAAGCCGGACGAUUCCAAACAGGACAAGGAGUCACCCGUGAUGAGCCUGUCGAAAGAAGAACAGGGUUUGCGCGACUUGCUGUUGGCCGUCCAGUUUCUCAACCUCGGCCAAUUCGACCAGUCACGUCGAUUCCUGAAUAACAUCAUUCUCCCCAACAAUUCUCGCUCAUCUUCAGCGACCGGCCAAGCGCCACCGCCGCAACAAGAAGCUAUGGGCGGCACUCUGGAAUACAAUUAUAUCUCCGCUCUGAUCUGCAAAGCGUUAGUCGAGCUCAACGAAUUGGAUGGAUUGUUGGUGGCCCAUUCAUCAACAUCACCGUCUUCUGUUCAACAAGAAAAACCGGCUCAUCAGAACCUCCCGAUUGCUGAGAAGGUCGCAGAAGGUAAAGCCUCGACUGCUGGCCCGCUUCUCGAUAUCAAGCGCGGGAAUGAAGAGGAACAACAGACAUAUGCCGCAUUGUGUCUCUCGAAACUGCGGACGGCUGAUUCGGUCCUGAAUUCGAUGCUGGAGUUGUCAGAAAGCUAUCCUAUGAGGGGGAGGACUGAAUCGAAGAUCCAACUGAUCAAAGACGAGAUUAAUGAGAAGCUCGACUCUCUCAACCUUCUCUUCAAGCUCAACCCCGCCAAGUGA
Molecule: messenger RNA, 2349 nt
Organism: Puccinia triticina
Lineage: Eukaryota; Fungi; Basidiomycota; Pucciniomycetes; Pucciniales; Pucciniaceae
Exons: 7
Coding region: 1-2349 (782 amino acids)
Cellular component (GO): cytosol; mitochondrial outer membrane; nucleus
Source: RefSeq, a predicted model, not a curated record